Molecule: messenger RNA, 1005 nt
Organism: Candidula unifasciata
Lineage: Eukaryota; Metazoa; Mollusca; Gastropoda; Stylommatophora; Geomitridae
Source: the annotation of a GenBank genome assembly
AGUAAUUUAGUCAUCACUUACUCACGCAGACGCCGUGCACGUAAGAAAAAGUUGGAACAAGAACCUGUCAAUGUGGAGCAAUCAAACAAAGGUAUUGCUGUUACUGGAAUGAUCUUGUUACAAAGUUCUGGAUAUGUUUUUGUUAUUUCAGUUUGCCAGUUUUGUUUGAGUGAGGAAGACUGUGAAGUAAAUUAUGGCACCAUAUUUGAAAAAGAGGAUGUUAUUGUGCACUACUUUUGCAUGCUAUUGUCUAGUGGUCUGUGUCAGAAUGCCAGAGUCAGUGACAAGAAGAGUAUUCUUGGCUUUACACUUGUGGACAUCAAGAAAGAGCUACACAGAGGCUCUCGGCUGAAAUGCUGCUUCUGUCGGCAAAAAGGUGCAACUAUAGGAUGCUGUGUCAAGUCAUGUAGAAAAGUAUUUCAUCUGAGCUGUGGCCGCGAGCAUGGGACUAUGCACCAGUUUUUUGACAGUUUCAGGUCCUACUGUGAGAAUCACAGACCAGAACAGAAACUGCCCAAGAAGAAACCUGGUCAGUUGAACCCUGCUAAGACCUGUUCUAUUUGUUUCUGUCUUGUGACGUCAAAGGCUUCUUGUGAUACUCUGAUACCACCAUGUUGCCAGAAGUCGUUAUUCCAUCGACAGUGCAUGCAGCAAUAUUCUCUGUCUGCGGGCAUGCACUACUUCAAAUGUCCACUUUGCAACUCAGUUGAAGAAUUUCAGAUGGAAAUGAGAUCAUAUGGUAUCUAUAUUCCAGAUCAGGAUGCUUCAUGGGAGAGAGAACCAAAUGCAUUUGAGGAGUUGCUGGAACGACACAAUUGCUGUGAUGUCUCAGAGUGUGCCUGUCCUGAAGGCAGGCAGUUUGAUGCAGACUCUGGAAAAUUUGAACUGCUACUCUGUGGCUGGUGUGGAGCCUAUGGUUCACACAAAGCCUGCAAUGGGCUUGUGUGGAGAGGAGUCCAUUUAGUCUGCUGUGACUGUGCAGAGAUAAUUGACAAUGGUGAGUAG